Morone saxatilis (striped sea-bass) is the source of this 972-nucleotide messenger RNA. RefSeq names its product trypsin-2-like. Gene Ontology annotation, biological process: proteolysis. The record is from RefSeq and is a predicted model, not a curated record. The transcript has 5 exons. Gene Ontology annotation, molecular function: serine-type endopeptidase activity. Lineage: Eukaryota; Metazoa; Chordata; Actinopteri; Moronidae. The coding region runs from base 1 to 744 and encodes 247 amino acids.
AUGAUUGGCCUGAUUGUUCUCACACUCCUGGGCGCUGCAGCUGCAGCCCCUACGGACGACAGGAUUGUGGGUGGCUACCGGUGUUCAGCCCACUCACAACCCUGGCAGGUGUCUCUCAAUAUCGGCUACCACUAUUGCGGCGGCUCCCUCAUCAAUGACCAGUGGAUCAUCUCUGCCGCCCACUGCUGGCAAAACCCCUAUUCACAGAUUGCCAUUUUGGGUGACAACCACAUCUGGAUGAACGAGGGCACGGAGCAGUUUAUGUCAGUAGAUGCCAUCUACUGGCAUCAGAGUUACGACUACCAGACCCUGGACUACGACAUCAUGCUGAUGAAGCUGGCACAACCCGCCACCGUGAACCAGUACGUCAAGCCUGUUGCCCUGCCCACUGCUUGCCCCACACCUGGGGACAUGUGCACGGUGUCCGGAUGGGGGAACAUCUACACUGAUGAAGUGUUCAACCCAUUUUACCUUCAGUGUGUGGAGGUCCCCAUUCUGUCUAACAAGGACUGUGAAAAUUCCUACCCUGGCAUGAUUACUGACCGCAUGGUGUGCGCUGGAUACCUGGAGGGAGGCAAGGACGCUUGUCAGGGUGACUCUGGUGGUCCUCUGGUGUGUAACGGGGAGCUGCAGGGUAUUGUCUCUUGGGGCCAGGGCUGCGCUCAGCCGAACUACCCGGGCGUUUACACCAAAGUCUGCUCUCUGCUGCCCUGGAUCAACGAUAUUCUCUCCAGAUACAGUUAGGCUGUGAUCUCCUAUCAAAGAACUACAUGAGAGAGGGGAAAUCAGAGAGAGAUUAAAAUUGAAGGAGACAGAGACAGGAGGUGGUGGUGGGUAGUGUCAGAAAGAAAAGCAGCAGGAGAGUGGCUUAGGGAGAGCCACAAGGAGAAACGGUGGGAGAGAUAGAGAAAAAGAGAUGUGAAAUGUCUUUAGUCAGAGCACAAUCAAUAAAAUCUACCAUUUUGUGAUGCA